AUGUUUCAGAGAGGGUUUCACCAGAGCGUGAAAAGCCUUGAGAGAACGGUGGUAUGGAAGGACUUUUCGAAGAGAUCUCCAUCGCUUUCUAUUGCAUCAGAAAGUGUGAAGAAGUACAUAUUUGAAGGCGGGAAAAGCGAGGAUGGGAAGGUGAUGGGCCCACCAUCUUUGAAGCGUAGAUUCAAUCGUGUGAAAUACAGAUCUCCAGAGCAUAUUGACGAGAUGUUCCAGCUGAGUUACGAGUUUAUGAGCAAGAGAGCAGCGGAGAUUUAUGCGAAAUUGGAGAAAGAGAGCGAUGGUUUGGUGCGUAGCCAGCUGGAAGUGGAGGCUGAGAAGCACAACCCCGAGGUGCAAUACAAUUUCCAGUACCAUGACAAGCUGGAGAACGACCGUCGGGUGAUAGACUACGAUGUGGCGGUGUAUAGACACUUGGGUUUGAAGCAUUGGGAGUCGUACGGACAGAUGCUUUUGAUGCAGAGAUUGGAGUCCUUGGGUGUGAUUCCGGAUACGAUGGCUACGCUUGCGCCUAAGGCGGAGGUGAACUUGCGGUUCCCAUUUUCCACUGGUGUGAACAAGUGGAUUGAGCCUGGUGAGGUGUUGUCUUCUAGUGUGACGUCGAUGGUUCCAACGAUAAAGAUCCAAGAGUACGAACACAACAUUGACUUUUCGAAGCAGAGAUACACGGUUCUGAUUGUGAACCCUGACGAGCCGGACUUGAUCAACGACUCGUUCAAGACGACGCUAACGUUCGGUUUGUCGAACUUGAAGAUAGAUUAUAACGACAACGUUGUGGAUCCAAGAAAGUACGAUGACUCGCAGGUUAUUGCGUCUUACGUGCCACCAGUGCCUGAAAAGAACGCUGGUAAGCAGAGAUUUGCCGUAUGGGUGUUCAGACAGAACGGCGAGCUGUCGGUGCCAGCCAUGUCCCCAGCGGACAGAGACUACUUCGAUAUCAGAUCGUUUGCGGCCGAACAUAAGUUGGAGCCCGUUGGUGCUCAUGUUUGGAGAUCCGAGUGGGAUUCGAACGUGGCUGCUGUUAGAGAGAAGUACGGCUUGCCAGAAGGUCGGGUCUUCACAAGAGUCCGUCGCACUACUGUAUGA
Messenger RNA from Kluyveromyces marxianus DMKU3-1042, 1101 nucleotides. It is a transcript of the gene MRPL35, whose product is annotated as mitochondrial 54S ribosomal protein mL38. The record is from RefSeq and is a predicted model, not a curated record. The transcript has a single exon. The coding region runs from base 1 to 1101 and encodes 366 amino acids. Lineage: Eukaryota; Fungi; Ascomycota; Saccharomycetes; Saccharomycetales; Saccharomycetaceae.